AAAGUCAAGUUGGCAAGAUGGAGGGUGAACCCCAGGCUCCCCGAAUGCAGAUCCAAUAUGUUAAGACUGAAGUAGCCACCUUGCUUGGUACACGAUUGAAAGGGGAAUCCCAAAAUACAUCAUCUACAUUGUGAGUACAAUAUGCACAAUACAUAAACCAAUGAACAAGAAUCUUUGAAAAUAAAAACACUACUGAAAAGUGAAAACAGAUAACAAAUUACAUAACACUGCAGAAAAGACCAACGUGCCUAAUAAGCAAAUCGUUUAACUUUGAUAUAAAACUACACUUAAAGAAGUAAUGCAUACGAGCACAUUAUGUAGCACUGCUAAAAAGUAUAAUGCCAAACACCUGAAAACCUUCAGACACUAAAACCAUCGCAAUUAGGGGAACCCCAGUAUCCACGGACUCAACAGUAUAUGGGGAUGGCCAUAUAUAACAAGUUAAUGGGCAAAAACAUAUUUUAAUAUGAAGCCAGAAAUUUUAAAAACAAGGCUACAGCAGGUUCUGUGGGAAAUACUACUAUUCAAUAGAAGAACUCGUAGAGGAUGAAACGAUAAUUUGAGCAAAGGAUGGGCAGUAGUCAGCAGUACUCACUCAGAUGGAAUAAUUACCCAACCCAUGUAACAGGAGGUUUUAGUACAUUGAGGAAUGAUGAAGAGUUAGUGGACGUGACACUGAGCUGCGAAGGAAAGCGCAUUCGGGCUCACAAAAUGCUUCUUUCAGUGUGCAGCACUUACUUCAGAGAGCUUUUCAAAGAAAAUCCUUGCCAGCAUCCAGUAAUAAUUUUCCGUAAUGUCAAGUUUGAAGACCUGGUGGCUCUGUUAGACUUCAUAUAUCUUGGUGAGGUGAAUGUGAUGCAGGAACAGCUCACAUCCUUCCUCACAACAGCAGAACUGUUGGCAGUGCAAGGUCUGUCAGAUGAUACAGUUAAAGACAAAUCAGCAGCCAUGGCUGACAGUCUCCUGCCAGAAAGAGAGCAAAUAGAUCUCACUGACUCUCCACCACCAGUGCACAAAACUGUUGCUCUGAAGAACAGUGGAUGUUCUGGGUUAUCACACAACAGGAGAGAAGUAUCAUCUCCUCGGCGACAUUCUCCAAUACCAGGUUACUGUGCAACCACAUCUGUCACAGAGUGCCACCAGGAGGCUUUGCCAAACAAGCGACGUCGGCGGUCGUCUCCUCCAAAAUUGGCUGCCAUUUUUGGGCUGAGUGGGAAGAGCGACGAGAACAGACGAGAAUGCCCUAUAGUACCUACAGUUGCCAGAAUAUCAGCUAAGGCACCAGCACGAGAACCUGUGGAAACCGCACCCAGCAUACCAGAACCUCAUGUCAAAAUGGAGGAUCCAGACUACAUAGAUGAUUCUCGAACUUCUGCCAACCGGGGCCAGUUAUCAGGUGGGGCAGUUCUGGAAAGUGAUACUUGUUCAAACUUGGAACAGUUUGUAGUUGCUAAAACUGAAGGAGAUUCAUCACUUGCUGUGAAUGUGGACCCUCCCGAUGCUCUAGAUGUGUAUGGCAGUAGCUCACAGGAUGUGGACGCCACAUCAGACAGCUUACCUACAGGAGAACUUCCUCAUAUUCUUGUGAAAGCUGGUCCAUCUGAGGAGAAACAAAAUGAAGAUAUGCGACGGCGCCAGACUUUGUGGACAGGAUCCCUCUGGCAGAGCCUUGGAUGUGGGUCAGAGCAGUCUGUGGUGCAUCACUUGACCAGGUCUUCUAUUCAUGGUAAAAUCUGCCUCCAGUGUAAAGUGAAGCAGCGAACUACAGCAAGGGGAUCAUUCAAACAGACUCGCUUCUUGUGUGCCGAGUGCAAUGUGCGAUUGUGUAGAGAACCAUGUUUUGACGAGUAUCACAUAGAGGCGGGCAUACCCACAGCUCCGUAUUCCAGGAAUUACAGCUAAUGAGAUGAGCAGGCAUGUAGCAGUGUCUGAAGAUUUAACCAAGAAGUCUUUCCAGCAUUUGGCACUAAAGUACUUAUGAGAUUCCUGUUACCUUAUUAUUUUCAGUCCAGUGAAAUGGAAAAGAUGGUCAUGUUUGACUACACUAGUAAAAUUUAUGUUUUAUUUUAACAGUCUAUGACUGGAAUUGUUACAGGAGAUGACUUUUGUAUGCUUGUGGUUGUACAUAAUGUGAUUGAAAAAUUAUAGUAUUUCUUAAUUCUAGACAA
Messenger RNA from Schistocerca gregaria, 2168 nucleotides. RefSeq names its product broad-complex core protein isoforms 1/2/3/4/5-like. Gene Ontology annotation, molecular function: protein binding. The record is from RefSeq and is a predicted model, not a curated record. The coding region runs from base 571 to 1902 and encodes 443 amino acids. NCBI's taxonomy places the organism in Eukaryota, Metazoa, Arthropoda, Insecta, Orthoptera, Acrididae. The transcript has 6 exons. Gene Ontology annotation, biological process: regulation of transcription by RNA polymerase II. Gene Ontology annotation, cellular component: nucleus.